Messenger RNA from Saprolegnia diclina VS20, 474 nucleotides. RefSeq lists its product as hypothetical. The transcript is spliced from 6 exons. The annotation marks the transcript as partial. Lineage: Eukaryota; Oomycota; Saprolegniomycetes; Saprolegniales; Saprolegniaceae. The record is from RefSeq and is a predicted model, not a curated record.
AUGGCCAUCGCACUCGGCGACGUGGCACGCGUCACUGCUGCGCUCGCCGAUGGCGCCGACGUCAACGCGCGCAACGAGGCCGACGCGACGCCGCUGGACGUGGCGUGCGGUGAGAACCGUCUUGAUAUUGUCACGUGCUUGUUGUUGCAUCCGACCAUCGACGUGGCCAAGGCGUCGCCAACGCUCUUGUGGACGCUGUGCAGACGCAGCGCACGGGGUUUGGUCACGCAGCUGCUCGACCAUCCCACGACAGAUCCCAUGGCGUUGCUACCGGGCCCGUCGAACGUGCUCAUUUCGCUUUGCGAAAUCUUUGGUGCGGCGGAGAUACUCGUACCCUUUCUACACCACCCGCGGGUCGACUGGAACGUGUCGGUCGGCCAUAAGACACCGCUCCAGUGCGCUGUGCACGAGCGGUACUGGCACAAGGUUGAAGUGCUGCUGCAGGACCCGCGCGUCCAAGUGAAUGGCUUGCUG